GAAGGGCACUGUUCACUUGCUUUCACUAUGGCCGCGCGAUAGAAGAACAGUCCUACAACACCACGCCAAAAAGCAAAGCCCAAGACGCUUUUGUUGCCGACUCAUUUGCGGAUUUCGCUCGAGCCAGCCAGUGACCUUCACUCCAGGUCAAGAGCCCCCACGGUUCAUUACACUUCCUCCUUCUAACGGGGGGAAGUAUCGAGUUUCGAGCUUUUUUUUUUACCAUCACUCUGCAUCUACCAAGCAUGGCAGCUACGUUCGUCCCGACGCCCAGCCUCUCGGCGGGGGAGCCCAGUCCGAGCAGCAGCACGGGCGGCGGCGAGGCGCGCGCCGCGCCUAUCACCGCCUCCCGCUUCGCGCAGCGCCGUCUGCGAGUCGUGACGGAGCCCAAGCACAGCAACAAGAUGCACCGUACGCGCACGCUGAGCGAGUUGAUCCUCCUGUCGCCACGCAGCAGUCCGCGCAUCACGCCUCGCCACAAGCGGUUCGACAUGGACAUCGAAGUCUCGAGUUUCUUCGCAGAGGGCGAAGGUCUCGUGGAUCUCAUGGGCAGCAGAGACUUGCGGAGACUGAGUGAACGUCACUCGACGAUCGACGAGGAGACGGCAGCUCCCAUUGCGUCAAGAAACAGGUUUUUCCCCGCUAGCAACGAGCCAGACAACCAGCACGAAGAGAUGGACGUGGAUGAAGGACAGCCUGAACCCGAGGCGGAGCCAGAAGAGACCCAGCGCAGCGUAGGAGAAGUGGUGGACAUGCUCUUCGAGAUCCACUCGGCGCUUAAGAGUCGACACUUGGGCCAGAGAACCGCAGCUUCGGCGCUUGCGGCCAGUAACUUGGUCAGCACGUUGGCCUAUCCGGCGCCUGAGCCCAUUCCGAGAGACGAGCAGCUCGAGGCGCUCGAGAAUACGCGCAAGAUGCUCGAGUGUGCCAUUUGCCAGGAGGUUUUCAGCAAUGCCACGGAGGCAACUUGCUGUGGCCAAAUCUUCUGCAAGGACUGCAUCGAACGCUGGGUGAGUGAACGCGGCUCGUGCCCCAUGUGUCGUGAAGCCAUCAGCUUUUCACUUUUGGCGGCGUCGCGUCACGCCCAGCGAAUGGCAAAUGAGAUGAAAGUGAGCUGUCCCUACUGCUCGGAAACCAUGAAAAAGGCAAAUUUGGCAGACCACGUGAGUGCAUGUGACCAAGCGCCAGUGGAGCCCCCUCCUCCCGCGGAUGUUGCGUUGCGGCAAGUGCUGCUUCGCACUGCCAGACUUAAUAGUUCCUUCUUGGCACGAUUCCUCAUGAGCCCGUCACCGCCGCAAGCGCUCAUGAUGCAGUGUUACAUUCGCACUCGAGGAGGCGGCAACUACGAGCUGUACACACAAGACACAGACACGCUGCUGUGCACUGCAGUGCGUCGUCGCCAGUACGACAUGUCGGUGAGCUUCGUCAUCUCGCUUGCCACAAAUCUGGACGUGUCGAACCAGGCGAACGGAGAUGGCGCGUACCCGAUGAAUGCGCCUGUGCCGGUUGCCCGACUGGACAAGAACUACAUGGGAUCACAGUACACAAUGUACGACACAACUGGCCAAGUGGCCGUCGAGCUGGGUGCUGUGCAAUACGCUGCCACAUUCGGCAAAUCUCCUCGUCAGAUGCGAGUUGCAUUGCCACUAGUGGCACCUGUACAGAAUGUCGACAGCGCUGUGGACGGUGCUCCGUCUUGGGCCGUGCAGCCCUGGAGACCUGAAAAUAAGGAAGAUACGAUCCUGUCACAAGUGGAAAGCCCCGACACGGCGCGUGCAUUGCACCUGAUCAACAAGCCUCCGGUCUGGAUCGAGUCUCUUGAGGCCUAUUGCCUGGAUUUCGGUGGUCGAGUUGCCGCCGCGUCAGUGAAAAACUUCCUCUUGUCCCACCCGGAUGAUAUGGACAAGACGUUGAUGCUGUUUGGACGCACACAAGACCGCCAGGUGUACUCGAUGGACUAUGCGCACCCGUUCACACCAGUGCAGGCCUUCGCGAUCGCGUUGAGCAGCAUGGACUCGCACCUCGUGACCUUCGAUUAGACGUGAUGUUGGUGACGAGGUCGGUGCAGCGGAGAAGCGUGUAUGAAGUCUUCUGCGUGAAAAAAAAAAAUAUUCGGCGAUCGACUGCUGUUUUCGUGUGUCACCGACUUGCUGGCGUCCAGCAAUUUCUGUAACUAGCAUCAACCUGUAGAUCCACUAGAUCCACUACGCCAGCCUUAUCGUAGCAAGUUCCAUUUUGGCUUUUACGUGUAAAAUAAUAGCAACCGUGCUGCAUUUUUUUACUUUCGA
Molecule: messenger RNA, 2288 nt
Organism: Phytophthora nicotianae INRA-310
Lineage: Eukaryota; Oomycota; Peronosporomycetes; Peronosporales; Peronosporaceae
Exons: 1
Coding region: 246-2039 (597 amino acids)
Source: RefSeq, a predicted model, not a curated record